This is a messenger RNA of Dreissena polymorpha, 6048 nucleotides long. RefSeq lists its product as uncharacterized. The transcript is spliced from 9 exons. The coding region runs from base 261 to 1049 and encodes 262 amino acids. NCBI's taxonomy places the organism in Eukaryota, Metazoa, Mollusca, Bivalvia, Myida, Dreissenidae. The record is from RefSeq and is a predicted model, not a curated record.
CGAUUCACAAUUACGCAAGAGGCACUAAUAUUCACGUAUUAUACUAAGCAAUUGCUCUUUCGUUAAAAGAGUAUUACUGUGUCUUGACCUUUAAACUUUCAGUAAGCUCAUUUUGAGUUUUUGUCACUGGAGAUACAUUGCUCUAUGCCGCAGAAAGAACACGCUCUUGUUUACCACAUGUACGACCUCCUCCAACUGACCCAGAACAGUUUCAAAUUAAUAAAAACAGAUUUACAAUUGGAAACUGUAAAGCAUGUGAAAUGCGCUCGUCAUCGGAAAGAGUAAGCAUUUCAGCUGUUAUGCUAUCCAUAAACGCCAUUUAUCAAGGAUUCCAUCUAAGCUGCUCACGACUUAUCGACAAGAGUGAAUCGAUUAAUUUUCUUAUUGAAACAGACAGGGAGGAUUUUACUUGCAAAUAUCUAGAUGACGCGUCCAAUACAACAUACGGAAUAGGGGAGUGUAUAUAUUCGUUUUCAACGUGUUUCCCCCCUAACGAACCCGUUUCAGGACUGACAUUUAAUUAUAGCGCUACUCUGACUACUGGAAUUAUCACUGUCUUGAAUGUUAAUAAAAGUUUACAUGGAACAGUUUAUUGCUACAAGACAUACAACGUGCUGAUAAACGCCUCGCUAGAGUUACCUGUCGAGUGCACAACACAAAACAACGGCACUUCUUCUAACAACACGUCAAAAAGCAAGCUGGCCGUAAUUCUCGGUUCUAUUCUCGGUGGAGCAUGCGUAGUGAUACUGAUUAUAAUUGCCAUCGCGUGUAGGUGCUGUAGAAGAGAAUAUGAAGCUGAUUAUCCCGCGAAUACACUGUUAACAAUGGAACAAAUAGAGAAAAAGUCCUCCAAAAUGCAAGGUUUUACAAGUACUUUGGGGUGCAUCGAUUGGACGCAUGUGCAUAUCAAGAAGCCAGUAAACCAUGUAGAAGGAUACAUAGGGCGAAAGGGCGUUCCCACCAUCAACGUUCAGGCUGUGUAUGAUGCCAGCUACAGAAUAACGAGCUUCACUCAAGUUCACUGCCAGUUGGCCAGGGCGAAAGCAUGAUGCCAGGAUUUGUUGAUGUCUUAUUUCAAAUUCACAUUACUGUAUAUACCAUUAUUCUGGAAUUUCAUUCAGUUAAUUGAAUGAAGAAUUUUAUUAUUAUCAAUGAUGGAUAUCUUGUAAGCAAAUAAUAUCAAGAAGUGUCCCAAGACAACGCAUUCAACUAAUAUUCCUCUUUAAAUGUAGAAUGUAUUUUAUAUGUCAGUAACAUAAUACAAUGACCAAUGUAAUAUUUAACCUACAUUUCUUAAAGCACACACAUAUUGACUGGAAUUUUAUAAGUACAAAAAGGGAUAGAAUCAUAUUUUUAUCAUAGAAAUAAUAGUACCGGUAUGCCCCUUUUUGAAUUAAAAAAAAAUCUUAUUAUUUUGUGUGCAACUGCCCCAUAACUAUUAUUUCUAAUAUAGACUAUCUAUUUUAGAAAUAAUAGAGUUAUGAAGUAGUUGCACAAAAAAUAAUAAGAUCCUUUUAAUUACACAAAGGCGAAUAAAUCUACUACUAGUAUAUUACAUGUCAGAGUUAUAGCUCUUAGUCACGUAUUGACACUAAACACAUCUUUUUCUCCAAAUGUAUUAUUUCAAUUUCUACAGUCAACUUUUUUAUUUCUUAUUCUAAUUUUUCUUAGUUAUUUCCCAUCGGUUUCUCUGUAAGUUUUGUUAAGGUAUCGGCUUGUGAUCUCUUGUCGUUCUUCUUUGUGAGCGCUGCAAAAAUGGAUAAAAAGUGUGAUUUGUAUAAAUGGACUUGUUCUCAUAUUAUGAUCUUCAAAGGUUAAAAAAUUAAUACAUAUAUAUCACAUAAUCUAUGUAUGCAUUGGUACUAUGCAUUGGUACUAUGUUUUAACAUAUUUGAUGCUAAUUAUGUUUCAACAAAUGCAUGACUUUUGUUGCAUAUUACAUAAUAACAUUAUACAGUACUUGCUUUGUCAAAUGGUAUUGUCAGUAUAGUUCUAAGAACUGGAAUUCCAUCCAUGCAAGUUAAUUAUUAACUCUAAAUUAAUUGUAUGCACUGCAAUACCUUCAAUUAGAGCUAUCUAAGUGUUAAAUUUAUUAAUAUUUAAUUUUCAAGAUUUGUUCCUGACAAUUUGAAAUCUAAAUUUAAAGAUAUCCAAAACUUACAUUCUUUACACUAAAUGCCUCUACUUUCAUGACUGGUACACUCUGAAAUCACAUGAAAAAAUAUAGUGUCACUUAAAAAAUCUAAAUUAAUUUAAUCCAGUGAUGUUUUCAAUGCAAUAAAAUUGACAACUAAUGUUAAUAUACUAUACUUAAGUUAAUGUAUAAUAAUCCCAGUGUUAACUUUCAAACACAAUGUUUAAUGUUAAUUUAAUGCAUGUUUUUUCUUUUAUUUUGUGUUUAUAUAAGGGUGAAUUUCUAUUAUAUUGUAUACUAUGUUGAAUGUGAUGCAUACAAUAUAAGUCAUAUGGUUUGCAUUUUCAAUGUUCUAUACAUAUGGUUAAUGGUUUGCAUAUAAAUGAUAAUCUAUUUAUUUACCAUAUGUUCUUCACUGCUGGCUGUUGUGGCACGCUCACUGCUUUGUAACGCAUAUGAAGAAGCUGCAAAAAUUAAACGCAAAAAUUAAUUCAAACAUAUAACUUUGUAAAACACUUACGCACAUACACUUAUGCUCAUUAAUAAUAAUAAUUAGUUGAUUACCAAGAAAUACAAUGUCUGUAUUUGCACUCAUUCCUUGAAUAAAUGAACUCAACAACAAAAUUGAAAUAGUCAAGUGAUUUAAAGUAUCUAACAAAAAGGAAUAGAAAUACUUCCUUAAAUGCACUAACUUCAUUAGCCGAUCUAAAUUAAUGAUCUUAAUGUUUUAUUUUAAUUGUCCUUAUACCAAACCCUGCUAUAUUUACAACAAACAAAGACUCUGAUAAAAGUUGCCAUUUCAUACCAUAUUUCUGUGAACGAGUUCAUGAAUAUUGUUAUUUAGUGCACCUUUGGUGAGCUUACCUACAUAUUUCCUUGAUGAGUUUAAUCAAUAAUCAUAUGAAUUGACAAGUGUCAGAUCUUUUUUAUAACACUAAUUAAAUUACGCAUUUAAACAAUUAUUAUUAAGUUAAAUUUAACGAAAAAAACUGAAAAUUGUUUUCAAUGCGUGACGUACCUGUAUAUAUUCUAGCACCAUUUCAGCAAAAUAAUACAGUAUCAUAAAACAUACAUUAACCAAUGAAAAUGCUCAUAAGCUUUUUUACAAAUUUAAACAAUAUAAGUAAGUAGGUAUUGUGAUUAUAUCACAUAGAAAACACAUAUUAGGUUCGACAUGUAGUAAUAUUGAAACAAACUAAUUGCAAUUGAUUAUAGUUUUUCAACAAAAUUAAUUUAAUGAAAGCAUAACAAAAAAAGUAAUUAACUUACACCGAGCCUUGGAAUUUUGGUUCUUCUUCUGGCACUGUUCACCAGUUUUUGCGACCCCAAAUUUUCUGAAAGUUUAAUAAAAACAAUUGUAUGAUGUAUAGCAGUAUUUAUGAAACACAUUACAUUUCAUGUUUGCCAUCAUAACUGUCGAUUAGUUUAAUAUAAACGACAUACAGGGUAAUAGUUAUCAAUGUAAACGUGUAGUAAAUGAAAAGUUCGUUUGGAAAUGUGCAGAUUGUAAUCAGAUACGAAUAAAACACACAUGGGUACGAAUCUAACAGGGUACGAGAUGAAAACUAAAACAAUAGACCUCCUUAAAUGGUAAACUUAUCCGUGAAACCACAAAUAUUCAUUAUUAAUACUUAAAUAACAAUUCACUUGUGCAAAUUUUGGAAACAAAGAACGUGCAACCGUACCAUAAAUUAUAACAAAUGUUUGAAACUAAAACACAUUCCACAAUCACAUCCGAAAUCCGUAAGUACAAUUUGCUGAGUGGUUAUGCCCCUUGUUUACAUAGUGCAUUAUUCGGCGCUAGUAAAAACGACAUCGGUAGCAAAUCAAAAAGUAAGCUAUUAAAUAAAAUAUUACAACUAUAAGGCAGAUACGAUAAUAACAUGUAACUUACAUUGAUAUUCUACUCGCCACCUCGUCCCAUUUUUUUCUUCGAAUAACCAAAAUCUUUUCGGCUCCGAUCCCCUUAUACUCGCGGAUAGAAGGUUCCAGCGGUCCCGAACCAGCGCAUUAAAAACAAUCUCUGGCUCGGACCAAUCUGGACCUGCUGGCGCUUCGUUUCGCUGUCUUCAACUGCCAAACACUCCAUUCAAUAAGUUAUAGCAAACAUGUCCGCUACUAUUUUUGACACUAUUUGGCGCGUUUUCCCUACUAGAGAGUUCGCUUAGUCGUGACGUCAUUAAAAAAACACAAUCUUAUUGAAGUCUAUUUCCAAAUGCGUUCGUGAAUACGAAUCCUGAGUCUGUCUUUAGUAAGUCUAAGCCUGAGUCAAAGUCUGAGUUUGAGUCCAAGUUUGAGUUUAUUAUUGAUGAAUACGGCUCCUGGAGCCGUAUUCACCAAUGUACGUAAGUCUCAAAUCUUAGACUCAGCUCCAGUUUCUGACUCAGACUCAGACUCAGCCUUACAAAACUUAAUUCACGAAACAUAAAAUGGUUAGUUUUAGACUCAGACUCAGUAAGAUAAGUCUCAAAUGCUAAGUCUACAAUGUUUAGACUUACGCUAUACAAUCAUGACGUAACGUCGUUUGAGCGUUUACUUUACAAAAUGGCCGCCGCACGAGGUCCUUGCGUAAUAAUAAUAUUAUAUUUGAAAGAGUGUAUCUAGAUCGUACCAACCCUUUGGAGAUUUAUAGGGAUAUUGAACUUUACAAACGGUAUCGUUUAACCCGACCGGGAAUCGUAUUUCUUUGCAAUAUUUGCAAGGAAUAGUUGAGCCGCAAUACGAUGCGGAUUCUGCAAGUUCCGGUCGCCCUGGCAGUGUGUACUUUCCCGAGCAACGUGGCAAAAAUCAUAAAAAAGCGGCAUUUAAAGUUAUGGUAGCCAGAACUAUGUAGACCUGUGCACAGGUCAAUAAUAUUUUGACAGCUAGAGAGUUGAAGUUGUCAAAUUUCCAGCUGGUACGACGCCGUUCGUGCAAAACAAGAACUUGGUGCGAUCGCUGAUACGUGAGUCAUUUGCGAUGUGUGCAUUUUGCAAUUGUUCUUAUUUAUUGUAAACAACUGUCAAAUUCAUAUUUGUCCGCGUUUGUUUGUUGUCUUUUGUGAAAAUAAUCUCCAAACUUAAUGAACGUGAACAUGCACUAAUUUUAUGGAUAAUACUUGUUGUUUGAAUGAAAAAGUAAUAACAUAUAAUUUGCAUGUAUCAUAAACUAUAAUAAUGGAUAUUCUCUAAAAAGGGAAACCUAUUAGAAAACGAUUACAAGACAUUUACUAUGCAUAAAUUUUGAUUUCAUUACUAUUACAAAUCUAUUUAUAGAUGUAGGAAUUUACCUAUAGAUAUGUAUACGCCGAAAAAAUUUACACUGCCAUGACGCAGUUGGUAGCGCAUCGGUGCUCGUGAUUAUAUUUGACAGACCAAUCGGUGGUUCGAAAUUACAUCGGGGACUUUUUUUUUCUCAACAUUUUCAAGAUAAAUUAUGACGAUUAUUUAGUUAUUUUUAAAUUCUUGAUCUUAAAUGUAAUGUUAAUUAAUGUUUAUUAAUUUUAAAAAAGGUGCUAUAAUUAAUGUGCAUAUUAUACACCCUGUUAAGAAGAUAUAGCGUACACCUGAAUCCAUAUGUGCAUCUGUCCUUGUGUCUGUCUAUGUUGUAAUUGAGUUCCAAUACAAAAUGUAUUUUUGCGACAAAUGCUGUAGAAUAUGCAUUUGUUGAUGGCAAGUGCAUUGUUGUAAUGCACUUUAUUUGUAAAUUAAUAAAACACUCAACAACAGGAAUAAUAUUUUAUUCUCAAAUGCACAUAUUAUUGCAUUUUCAAUCAAUAGUAAAACGAUGACAUUAAAUUUGAUUAUCAAGUUAAGACACAUCAGCAUAUUGCAUCACUUCUGACAUAAGGCAGAACUUUCAUUCAAUAUAAUGCACAUAAAUGCACCGAUCAUAAUCCAUUUAUAUCAAUAUCUAUUUACUUAUUAAUAUUGUAA